This is a messenger RNA of Cotesia congregata, 618 nucleotides long. Lineage: Eukaryota; Metazoa; Arthropoda; Insecta; Hymenoptera; Braconidae. The record is from the annotation of a GenBank genome assembly.
AUGAGACCUAUACUUUCAUAUGCAGCUCCAAUUUGGUGGAAUACAGGCGCCUCAAUUAUGGAAAAAUAUAGAAAACUGGAAAGAUCCUGCCUAAGAAGUUGUUUAGGACUCUACAAGACAGCAGAAUCCGACUAUAAAAAAUGCGUAGAUAAUAAGACUUUAUACAAUUCAGCUAGUAUUCCACGUUUCGACAUUUUUAUUUUAAGACUCACAAGAAGAUACUAUAGUACACUGAACCAAAUAGAUAAUAUUUAUUUAAAAAAUCUUAAAUGUUUAGAUUGGUUUCAGGUUCAAAGAAUGGCCAAGAGUAAAUACUCAGCUCCUGAAAUAUUUACCAACCUGGACAAACUUGGUUUCAUCCAAAAUGAAAACAAUAUACCAACUAUUUUUCAUGUCAAAAGACGCUGCACCAAUAAAGCAAUUCCGCUUGACGAAAACAUACACCGUAACAACCUGGUGUAUUCAACAGCCAUCUCUGAUGCAGAUAAAAAUUGUCUCGACCGACUAUCCGAGAAUUACUGGUGGCUACAAGAAGACGCCAAAUUCAUUGACGAGCUCAGAAGACGAGCUAGACUGAAACAGCAACAACAACAACGUAGACAACGACGUGCGAGAUAG